Molecule: messenger RNA, 590 nt
Organism: Porites evermanni
Lineage: Eukaryota; Metazoa; Cnidaria; Anthozoa; Scleractinia; Poritidae
Source: the annotation of a GenBank genome assembly
AUUGGUUUCAGGGUUACAGCACAAAGAAACAAAACCCCAUGUACAUGACAAGUGCGAUGGAUUAUGGGUAAGCAGCAUAAAUUUUGACCAUUAUGCAAAUUACCAUCAAAUAUUAAUAUACCAGCCCCCCCUUUUGUUAAACCAGUGUGUAAAUAAAGUAUCUUUAAAGAAGUCAUCAAAUACAGCCAGUUUUAGUUACUUUAAGUAAAGAGUCACAUCCUGGAAAGCUGAUUGAAAGUUGCCUUCUGGUCAGGGCCUAUAAAAAUGAUUCAGUUUAGGAUCAGAAAUGUCCCUAGAGAUACCAGAAUUUUGUCUUGAGAGUGUGGCUCCAAUUGAUUAUUUUUCUCAACAAAAUAACUAGCAUUUACAUUUUCUUUAAAGGUAUCUUCAGCACAAUGAAAGCAUAAGAGAACCUAACUGGUGUUUAUAACUAAAGAUUUCUUUUAUCUUGCAGGAGCCAUCGUCCUACCGUACACACUAUGCCUACAAGUUUUCAUGCAAAAGUCCAGAAAUUUAGUGAACAUUUAGGGACAUGUGGAAUGUACAGAAAUCAGGGCCUUAAUACAGCAUUGGACAAAAGCAUUGUGUAA